Molecule: messenger RNA, 5614 nt
Organism: Cyprinus carpio (common carp)
Lineage: Eukaryota; Metazoa; Chordata; Actinopteri; Cypriniformes; Cyprinidae
Product: dystrobrevin beta-like
Exons: 21
Coding region: 380-2182 (600 amino acids)
Biological process (GO): synaptic signaling
Cellular component (GO): synapse; plasma membrane
Molecular function (GO): zinc ion binding
Source: RefSeq, a predicted model, not a curated record
UCAGUGAUGGGAAAGGCAGGAGUGCUCUGCUGUCCUCUGCUGUUGGCUGGUGCUCAGAGAAGCGCUCGUGCUGCAGUUCCUACAAGACCCACUCAAACGGAACGGUAACCACGGCACAAACAGGACGAUGGGGGAGCGCAGCGCUAACAAACUGCGGAUUAUUGGCUCGGUAUUUGUCAGCCUAUAUUAAAAACAAGUGAAACGAAAGAGAGGGGUGAUGAAGGUGACGAUGAAGAUGACACGCCAGGAAUCGAGCGCGAGACCGCUGAUCGCUCUCAUCAGAUGCUGAUGAUGGUCGCGCGACCUGCGUGAUUUCAUCCCGCUGGAGCUUCCUGGUUCCUUUGCAUCACCUUAUCUGAGUCCCAGCCAACCUGACAGAAUGAUUGAAGAGGGAAGUAAAAGCAGCAAGUCCAUGGUGGAGAAGAGACAGCUCUUCAUGGAGAUGAGGGCACAAAACUUUGAUGUUAUUCGCCUCUCAACGUAUAGGACGGCAUGUAAGCUACGAUUUGUUCAGAAACGAUGCAACCUUCAUUUAGUGGACGUGUGGAACAUGAUCGAAGCUUUCCGUGACAAUGGGUUGAGCACGUUAGACCACAACGCGGAGAUUAAUGUGUCACGUCUGGAGACCAUUCUGUCCUCCAUCUUCUACCAGCUCAACAAGCGGCUGCCCACCACCCACCAGAUAAACGUGGACCAGUCCAUAGGAUUGCUGCUAAACUUCAUGGUGGCCACUUAUGACAGUGAAGGCCAUGGGAAACUCACAGUGUUUGCUAUGAAGGCAAUGCUAGCUACGAUGAGUGGCGGUAAAAUACUGGACAAAUUACGUUAUAUAUUUUCCCAGAUAGCAGACUCAAAUGGGGUGAUGGUCUUUGCUAAAUUUGACCAGUUCCUGAGGGAAGUGUUGAAGCUCCCCACGGCGGUGUUCGAGGGGCCGUCAUUUGGCUACAACGAGCACUCUGUGAGAACAUGCUUUCCUCAGCAGAGGAAGAUCUUGCUGAAUACGUUUUUGGAUGUGUUGAUGGCAGAUCCACCCCCGCAGUGUCUCGUAUGGCUACCUCUCAUGCACCGACUCGCUAAUGUAGAGAAUGUCUUCCAUCCAGUGGAAUGUUCUUAUUGCCGGAGUGAGAGCAUGAUGGGUUUCCGCUACCGCUGCCAGCAGUGCCAUGGCUACCAGCUUUGUCAGAGCUGCUUCUGGCGUGGUCAUGCCAGUGGUCCCCAUAGCAACCAGCACCAGAUGAAGGAGCACUCCUCGUGGAAGUCUCCAGCUAAGAAGCUCAGCCAUGCCAUCAGUAAGUCUCUGGGCUGCAUGCCGAUCGGAGAGCCGCCUCACCCUGUGUUCCCAGAGGCAGCGGAAAGACCUCAGGACCACGCACACACCACUCAGCUGAGGCCAGUGGCCAACGACAUGAACGAUACCGUUCUCAUUUCCUCCGGGGCGCCCACACCUUCAAAAAGCACCCUUGAGAGUCCCAGCAGACUUGAUGAAGAGCAUCGUCUUAUCGCGCGGUAUGCUGCUCGUCUGGCAGCAGAGGCCAGCAACUCCACUCAAUGCCCUCCAGCUGAUCUGAGUUUCAACUUUGAUGCUAAUAAGCAACAGAGGCAGCUCAUCGCAGAACUAGAGAAUAAAAACAGGGAGAUACUGCAGGAAAUCCAGCGUCUCCGUCUAGAACAUGAACAGGCUUCUCAACCCACUCCAGAGAAAGCCCAGCAGAACCCCACUCUACUGGCAGAGCUACGACUGCUGCGGCACAGAAAAGACGAGUUGGAGAGGCGCAUGUCGGCCCUGCAGGAGAGCAGGAGAGAACUGAUGGUCCAGCUGGAAGGUCUCAUGAGGCUGCUGAAGGAUGAAGAGCAGAAACAGGGAGCUCAGACGGGGAGUUCACCCCACUCAUCUCCCAGCCACAGUGCCAGCUGCACCAUGCCUAUGCCCAUCCGCUCCACCUCAGCAGGCUCAACCCCCACACACACGCCACAGGACUGCCUGGCAGGGGUCGGAGAUGACGUCCUGGAUGCCUUCUCUCAGGGUGUACCAAGAAAUCUCCGUAAUGAUCUUUUAGUGGCUGCAGACUCCAUCACAAACACUAUGUCAUCACUGGUGAAAGAACUUCACUCAGUGGAUGACGGUUUGGAGGAAGAAGAGUGUAACAUGCGAAAUGGAAGAGAGAAGGCUGAGUCAGAGUAAAAGAAUAUAGAAUAUUUCAUUGUCAUCGCUGAAGCAUUCUGGGAAAAGGCACUCCACCCCUUCAUUCUAAGCCCCAGGAAAGAACCAGCAACAUCAAAAGCUCUCUGGCAUUCGCACAUUGACAAAUGCAUGCUCUUCCCCAACUGGGUUUCACUAUGUGAAACAAACUCUUCAUCACACCUUGCACAGAGCAAGUUGUACUUAUUAGGAAGUAUAUAAAUAUAUAUACAUAUAUAUAUAUAUAUUAUAUAUAUAGAUAUAUAUAUAUAUAUAUUAUAUAUAUAUAUAUAUAUAUAUAUAUAUAUAUAUAUAUAUAUAUAUAUAUAAAUAUAGCUCUAUGUCUAUCUGUAUAAACCCAUUGUUACAGUAUCAUGUUACCCAUGAGAAUGGCUUGUUUGUGCUUUCUUAAAAAAACCUUUAUGACUUUGUGAUUACUACUCUCUGAAACGAACGCACUGUGCAUCUUCAUGACGUCACUCAAAUCGAUCUAUGCUGUAGCUAUUUUUCCAGAUGUUCCCCACACAGGAAGCUUUUUUGUAUAACUCGUGAUGAUUUUUUUGUGUUUUAAUGCAUGGAGUGGCUCUACUGGAUAGAUGGAGAGGGCUUGUAUUUGCUCUGCAUGUGACAUUUAUUCCGACCGACUCGAGUGAUGCCUGCUCCGUCGCUCCUUGUAGUCUUCUGAUCAACAAACUGCUGCUUCUGCAUCACAUGCAUCCCAACCACCAUAUAUCAGGGACGUCUCGUAGAGCUCGCCGUUUGUCUGGGAUUUCCGCUACUGUGUUAAGUUAAGCCCGUCGUUGUGGCCGUUGUUUUAGCGCUUAGGUAUUGCCUCUUAAUUUAGAGUAUCGCAUAUGUAUCUCUCUGUAUUUUUGGAGCGCUUAAAGGUACUUUAAUGGAAUACGGAUGUAUGUUCCGUAUAUCCAUAAACCAGCUUAGCCAGCCAUCUUUGAGUGCACACGUCUCUGUAAAAGUUACUUCAAAAGCUUUAUUGAGUUCAGUUAUUGUGUAUACUCGUGUAAAAUAAAUGAAACCAGUGCUCAGGGACUGUUGAGAGAGGAACGCUUGUGAACAACGCUUGUGAACAAAUGGGUGGAAUUUACUUUGACACCACAAAGGUCAAAUGUCAAAGAUUAGCACAGGUCAUAAAAACUUUAUGGAACUUUAUGGAGUGUGGAAAACAGGAUCGUUGUAUGGAAGCCCAUCUCUGCCACAUAAGAAAAUUUUUUUUUGUAAUUCGUAAUUUAUUACGAUUAUGUAUUAUGACAUAACAAUUUUUAAUUAUGACAAACAGUCAAAACUAUGCCAUAAAUAGUCAAAAUGAUGAGAUAACAGUCAUAAUUAUGACAAAAAAUAUAAAUUAUGAGCUAAAUUAUAAUUAUGACAAUUCAACAUUGAGAUAAAAAAUCUUGUCAUUCAAUUAUGCCAUAAAAGCAUGAAAAAUAAUACAAAUAAUUCUAACCUGAAUAAUAUAACUGUAACAUAAAAAGAGUUGAAAGUUUGAAAAAAUUUGAAAGUAUGACAUAGUAAGUCUUAAAUAUAAGAUAAAAAGACAUAAUUAUGAAAUUAAAUUCAUAACUAUGACAAAAUUUGAAAUUAUAAGAUAAAUUAUAAUUAUGACAAGUCAAAACUGAGAUUUAAAAUCAAAAUUGUCAUGAAAGCAUAAAAAUAAUAAAAGCACAAAAAAAUUCAAACAUAAAAAACAUUAUGACAUAAAAAGUUGAAAGUUUGACUUACAAUUUGAAAUUGACAUACUAAGUCAUAAAUAUAAGAUAAAAGUUGAAAGUAUGAGAUAAAAAUCAACGUUAUGUGACUUAAACUGACAAAAAGUCUAAAUUGUGACAUACUGUCAUAAUUAUGAGAUAACACGUUACAGUUAUGACAGCCAAAAUUAUAGAAAAAUAUUAGAAAAAGUCAUGACUGACAAAAGUUUGCCUUUUUAUCUCAAAAUUUCAGCUUUUUAAAUGAUUUUGAAUAAUCUCAUAAUUAUGACUUAAUUUAUCAUAAUUUCGGUUUUUAAUGUUAUAAUUAUGAUUCAUAAAAGCAGAAUUUUUCUUUCUUAUGUGACAUAAAUGGCUUCCAUAGUGUGUUAGGAAGAAGACAUGUCUGACCUGUGCUUAGCGUCUGAAGCUUUAUUGUCGUGAGGAAGAGAGUUUGACUUACUGUACUUGAAUCAGAAGGAAUUCAGGUUCAAUAAUUACAUUUAUCUAAUUAUUAUAAGUAUGUAAUUGUGUUAUACUUGUGAUUUGUUCUUUAUUAGUUUGGUUUCAAAUAAGAAAUAAUAACCAUUUUUUAAAAAACAUUUUGUUUAUGACUGCUAACAUUUGAAUGUUAAAUUAGAUAAAUCCACUUAGCAACAGUUUAAAGUGAGUCUUGGUGUAGAAUAUUAAGAUUCUUUGACAUUUAUGAGGGUCAUUAGAUGAAAUGAUUCAUUCACGGUUUAUUACUUUUCUAAAAUGCUUGUAAUUCUGCAUAAGGAAGUCUUUUAAAUGGCUAAUAUGAACAGUGAGGUCUCACUUACACUGGAAAAAGUGUUGCUUUUGUUAUAGUGAGUGCAAUCAUAUAUAUUUGCGUUUUCAAAUCAGAUUUUGCAUAUCAUAAUGCUUGUUCUGUGUUUCAAAGAAAGGAAUAUACAAUGUAGUUGGGAAUUUAUUGUUAUUGUUUAAGCUUGUAUGACAACGUACGAAAUACUCUCAGAGGGCAAGUUUGAAAGUUUGAUUAUGUUCCAGCAUUUGCUACAAAUAUGAAUGCAAUCUUCUGAUGUAGGUGUGUGCCUAGAUGUACUGUAUAAAGUGCUGUAUAAAAUAAAAUAUUCUGCACAUGUGCAAGUCAGCCCUUAGAUAGGAGUUUUAUUAUGUGACUUAGUCGGAAUGCAGUCAUUAUUUAUCUGUGAUCUUUGGAAAAAAAUAUUGUUCUGCCUUUAAAAGUUGUGCCAAACUGUUUGCCGACCUGUAGUGCGUCCUUUAGGUAUUUGUUCUGUGUAUUUGUGCGUGUUAAACCACAAUUUAUUGAUUAUGAAUUUACCGAAGCAGUCCACCGAGAGGGUAACUAAUAACGGGGUGCCUUAAAUGGUUGAAACACAAUACAGUUUAAGCGGAAGGAACCCUGCUUGAAAUCAAUUGCAAGCAUCAUUGCGAAUUUAUAUGUUACAGAUGGGCCUCCAACGGAGGACCUCCUAUGUUAUCAAAGUUAGACGAAACAAUAUUUCAAAAACGAAAUCCGCAACAUCAGGUUUUCAUUUCUUUGGCAACUCGUGAUUUUAUUGUUUUAAGAUUCCAAACUGUCAGCUGAAGCUACAAACACUGUUUUAUUAUUUCAUUUGGUGGUUUUGCUGCUGUAUACAAUCAUUGAUUGCAAUGGUUUACGUCCAUAUUUGUGUUUACAUCACCCCUAUGUCUUUUUGUAUACUAUUAAAGUGUAAAAUAUCUGAAAAAA